This is a messenger RNA of Ctenopharyngodon idella (grass carp), 1201 nucleotides long. Its product is annotated as zymogen granule membrane protein 16-like. The coding region runs from base 130 to 627 and encodes 165 amino acids. Lineage: Eukaryota; Metazoa; Chordata; Actinopteri; Cypriniformes; Xenocyprididae. The transcript is spliced from 4 exons. The record is from RefSeq and is a predicted model, not a curated record.
CAGAUACUUCAUCCAAUAGAAGAGGUUUGACUAGUAGAAGAGUAGGUUUAGCUAGCAGACCAAGUUCCUCAAAUAUCAACAAUAUCAAGUCUAACUGCAGAUAAUUGGUGUGUGCUGGAUAACAACAAAAUGUUACAUCUUAUUCUGGUUCUCUCUGGAGUUUGUACAGUGGGCAUGACCAUGCCUUUACCUGAUUUUUACUCUUACUCACUUGCUGUUGGAGAUGGCAGUGGGUAUGAAUUUUCCACUGCACAUGACGGUCGCAUCAAUGGUAUUAGAGUCUGGGAAUACAGUAGUGCAUACAUUACUGGAAUUCAGCUGAUGUAUGAUGGUAAUUGGACAACACCGGUUUGUUUAAACUAUGGCACUCCCCAAGAGAUGACACUUCUUGAUAAUGAAUCCAUCAUUCAAGUCUCUGGAAAGUAUUACAGUGGCUACAUCUAUGAGCUUAUGUUUGUCACUAGUCACGGGCGCUCUUUAAAAGUGGGGCAGCCUAAUGGAGGCUCAUUUAACUUCUAUCCAACCCAUGAUGGAAGUGAGCUGCGUUUUCUCAGUGGUCGACAGAAUGGAAAUGGUAUCACCUCCAUUGGGGCUCAUUGGGCUGUUUACCACAACAGUGUGGCUUAAGAACAUAUCAUCUCAGUUCAUCUCACCUCAUUUUAUCAUUUUUUUCUGCCAUUAAAGAAACCUAAUUGUUUUAUCUGUACUGAUUUCUAUAUACUAGCUUCUGAUGGCUAUUACUUGACUAAAGGCUUUGUUUUGUUCAUUUUAGCAUAUUCUAUGUUCAGUGGGUUGCAUUUUAUAUUUCUUCAGCAGUGUACACUUUUAUGUACAAUAGGGUAUUGGUUUACUUUCAAUAAAACUAACAGAUUCCAGCUCUUUUGUUGUAUGAAGAUCACAUUAAAAUAAAAUAUUGUAUUUUAUCUGGUUUUAGACGUUCAGUCUUAAAAUAUGAAAAUCCAAUGUAAAACAUGAAUUAUUAAAUUUGAUGAUAAUUCAUAUGACCAUGAUGAUGUAAACAAAGAGUGAAAUAAAACAAAGCAUUUAUUGUGAAAAUGAUUAAAAUUAGUGCACAAAGAAGCGCACUUAAUUGUAUUUAAUGUGCAUUUUUAGCAUACUUCAAAUCUUAAAAGUAUAUUUAAAAAACUGUAUGUGCACAUAAUAUAGUAUUAAUGAAAUAAAAGGUCACUUAGCCAUUCUU